Oryza brachyantha (malo sina) is the source of this 2024-nucleotide messenger RNA. RefSeq names its product probable glucan 1,3-beta-glucosidase A. NCBI's taxonomy places the organism in Eukaryota, Viridiplantae, Streptophyta, Magnoliopsida, Poales, Poaceae. The record is from RefSeq and is a predicted model, not a curated record. Bases 6 to 1625 code for a protein of 539 amino acids. Gene Ontology annotation, cellular component: actin cytoskeleton; cytoplasm. The transcript has 10 exons. Gene Ontology annotation, biological process: carbohydrate metabolic process; establishment or maintenance of cell polarity; cell migration. Gene Ontology annotation, molecular function: actin filament binding; hydrolase activity, hydrolyzing O-glycosyl compounds.
CCGGCAUGGGGGAGACAGAAAAGGCGGCGGGAAAGGAAAGCGAGCAGCUGGAAGUGGAAGCAGUGCGUGUGGUGUUCGGCGCUUGCGUCGCCAUCGUUCUUUGGGAUGAACUUUGCGAUAAGCAAGAUACUGGCUUCACCAAGGUUAGGGGGGUGAACCUGGGGGGCUGGCUGGUGGUGGAGGGGUGGAUCAAGCCUUCCUUGUUUGAUGGCAUCCCGAACGGGGACAUGCUUGAUGGCACACAGGUGCAGCUUAAGUCCGUGGGGCUCCAGAAGUACUUGAGUGCUAGCGGAGGUGGUGGCGGGAACUUGACAGUGGAUCAGGAUGCUGCUUCAACGUGGGAGACCUUCAGGCUUUGGAGAGUUUCUUAUCGUGAAUAUCAAUUUCGGUGCAUCAAAGGUCAGUUCUUAACAGCAAGUAAUGGAGAUGUGAUCUCAGCAACUGUAGAUUCACCAGGAGACACUGAGACAUUUUACAUCGAAAGGAACAAUUCAAUGCUUCAUAUCAAGCUUUUAAACGGGGGCUAUUUGCAGGUCACAAACAAUAAUCAGCUCACUUCAAAUUAUCCUUCCCAACCAGGAUGGGAUGAUGGCAUGGCAACAUUUGAAAUGACGAUAGUUGCCAACAACUUACACGGAGAUUACCAACUUGCUAAUGGGCUUGGGCCUGAUCAGGCAAUGGUUGUCUUAACUGAACACCGAAAAAACUUUAUCACAGGAAAAGAUUUCUAUUUUCUCUCACAAAGUGGUAUAAAUACAGUUAGGAUUCCAGUUGGAUGGUGGAUUGCAUAUGAUCCUAAUCCACCUGCUCCAUUUGUCAGUGGUUCCCUGGAUGCCCUGGAUAGAGCAUUCUACUGGGCACAGAUUUAUGGCUUGAAGUGCAUCAUUGAUCUUCAUGCGGCCCCUGGCUCUCAAAAUGGAAUGGAGCACAGUGCAAGUAGGGAUGGUUCAGUAGAUUGGCCUUCAGCAGCUAACAUUGAGAAAACACUGGAUGUCAUUAAUUUUCUAGCUCAAAGAUAUGCAAACAACCCUCGUCUUCUAGGUAUUGAGCUAUUGAACGAGCCUUCUGCAGGUGCAGUACCGCUAGACACUCUAGCGCCAUAUUACAAAACAGGAUACCAGAUUGUACGAAGUUACUCGGACAAUGCUUAUGUUAUAUUCUGCCAGAGGAUUGGGAAUGCAGACCCAAUGGAACUUUAUCAGGCUGACCUGGGUCCAAUUAACACUGUUGUUGACUUGCAUUACUACAACCUAUUUGAUCCGUUUUUUGAAAAACUCAAUGCAACAGAGAACAUACAGUUCGUAUACAAGAACAGAAUGCCUCAAGUGCAAACCCUGAAUAAAGUAAAUGGACCUCUUGUUUUUAUUGGGGAAUGGGUAAAUGAAUGGAAUUUGACAGGCGCUUCACAAACAGAAUACCAGUUGUUCGGAAAAGCUCAAUUAGAGGUCUAUGGGGAAGCCUCGUUUGGAUGGUCUUAUUGGACAGUCAGGUGCAACAGUGUGCACUGGGAUUAUGAAUGGAAUAAAAGGAACGGGUACCUCAUUGGUGGUUCCCGGUUGGAAAGACCAAAGUACAUGCUUCUCGUUGCAGGAUGCCUUAUUUAUCUUUUGUCUAUACUGACAUGAUACUAGAGACUUAUCAGCAGAAGAUAGAAUAAUAGAAUUCCUCUCACCUUGAGGCAUUUUUUACGGUUCAUUCUUUUUCUCUAGUCUGUACACUCCAAUACAAGCAAUGUCCAUUAUCUGGUCAAGGUUUUCUCUACUACUCUGCAAGGGGGAGUUUUGUCCGUCUGCCCACUCGUCUUAUCACGGGGAAGUUUUGUUCCCUCUUGUACAGAAAAAAAAAAGAAACAACCCCAACUAAUAAAAUUGAUACACACAUAAAAACGUCCCAUUUAGAAAAACCAGAUUAGGAAAAAAAAAAUGAACCACAUGUAACUAUUGGCCAGACCUUUCUUCAAAUCCGCUUGCCAAGGGCAUUUUACUGUCUUUAUAGUAAAUUGAGUGCAGCCUUUGUUGAACCUA